AUGUCCGGAUACUUUGGCCAGGGCAUUACCGCCAACCAAUUCGUAGCAUACUUGGCGGCCAUUCAGGGCGCCAAUGGUGGCGGUGCUCCGACCGUCCCUCCGCAGCAAACACAGACUGUCAUCCCCGACAUUCUCUCGCAAUACCUACGAGGUGGUGCCCGCGCUGGAGCCGCCUAUACAACUCCGGCGCAAUGGGCGGCCCUCGCUCAGCUCAUGCCGCAGCAAGCAGCGCCCGCUCAGCAGCAGCAGCAGCAGCCCUUGGCUCAGCCGCUCCCGCCGGUGCAGAAGUCCAAAGAUCCGGUAGAAGAAGAGGAGCUCGAGUACCGCAAUGCACGCACGGAGCAGUUCGAUAGAACUCUCGUUCAACUCUUGCUUGCCGCUCGGAACUUGGGUAUGACGAAGUUCGCCAUGAUUGGGCGGAUGGGUAUGUCUUACGGCCAUUCACCAGACUGGUGGAAGAACUACUAUCUGGUCUUCGCGGACGAUAUAGAUCGGCAGAUGGAUGAAGCCGGGGGUGCCAGAGGCAGCGCUCGUGUAGACUCUAGCGCUUCGGCGAGUACCUCGAGCCAGAGUACAUCCGAUAGCGCAGAUUCUAUCAAGGCGGGACAGAAGCGCAAGGCACCUCUCUUAUCUCCCGCUCCCGAGGGGCUCAAGAGUUCGAGUGCAUCUGGCGCUUCCGCAUCGCGUGCAGCACCUCCAGCGCGCAAGGCGGCGCGUCGCUGUCAGGAGCGCUUACAGGAUGGCUCCGACGACGACUACGUCGACUCGGAUCGUGAAGAUACGUAUGGCCGCUCGAGACGCACAUACACGCUCUCUAUACCGUCUAUUAUGCCGGAUAAAUCACCCGAUUCGCCGACCAAGCUAGUUGCAUGCACCAAAGGAUAUCGUUUCACGGAAGAGGACAAAGAGUUCUUCGUGAACAUGAUCCUAUGGCAACUCAAGUUGGAUAACGGUGUGAGUAAGAAGUCCAUCCUCAAUGCACUUCAUGAAAAGGCCCCGCAUCACUCGGUGAUGUCUUGGGAAACGUUCUGGAAACACGCAAAUGGGCAAAAGAUUCAGGACCAGGCGCGUCGCAUGCUUGGUGCCGCCAGCACUUCUAUCAAAGUGAGCGGUGGCGACUGA
This is a messenger RNA of Peniophora sp. CBMAI 1063, 1122 nucleotides long. NCBI's taxonomy places the organism in Eukaryota, Fungi, Basidiomycota, Agaricomycetes, Russulales, Peniophoraceae. The record is from the annotation of a GenBank genome assembly.